Messenger RNA from Soboliphyme baturini, 662 nucleotides. Lineage: Eukaryota; Metazoa; Nematoda; Enoplea; Dioctophymatida; Soboliphymatidae. The record is from the annotation of a GenBank genome assembly.
AUGAUGGGGGUGCCUACGGUUUUCACAGACCAUUCGUUGUUUGGUUUCGCUGACGCUUCCAGCAUCAUCAUGAACAAGUUGCUUCAGCUCGUUCUGACUAACGCUUCGAAUGUCAUUUGUGUUUCUCACACAAGCAAAGAAAAUACGGUGCUACGAGCUGAUCUGUCUCCCAGCAAGGUGUACGUGAUUCCAAACGCAUUCGACUGCGACCUUUUCAGCGCACCGAAAACUCGUCGCGGUGGGGAACAAAUCAACAUUGUGAUAAUUGGAAGAUUGGUCUACCGAAAAGGAGUUGACUUGCUGGCCUCUGUAAUUCCGGAAGUAUGUAACCAACACCCGGAAGUGAACUUCAUCAUUGGCGGCGAUGGGUCGAAACGCAUACUUCUGGAAGAGAUGAGAGAACGGCACGGCCUUCAGGAACGCGUGACCAUGCUCGGAUUUGUCCCUUACAACUAUGUUCGAAAUGUAAGCUUUCCUGAAUAUGAACUAAACACAGGUAAAUUCUCGCCUUCAUGCAUUGUAUUAGGUACUCAUUCGCGGCCAGAUUUUCUUAAAUACGUCGUUGACAGAAGCAUUUUGCAUGACUAUACUAGAGGCUGUCAGUUGUGGGUAAGUUAUGCUAGUCAAAUUUUCAGGUAUUUCGUAUUUUCCGUGAUCUGAGG